Euleptes europaea (tarantolino) is the source of this 3541-nucleotide messenger RNA. Its product is annotated as rho GTPase-activating protein 39-like. Bases 24 to 3122 code for a protein of 1032 amino acids. NCBI's taxonomy places the organism in Eukaryota, Metazoa, Chordata, Lepidosauria, Squamata, Sphaerodactylidae. The transcript has 10 exons. The record is from RefSeq and is a predicted model, not a curated record. Gene Ontology annotation, biological process: signal transduction. Gene Ontology annotation, cellular component: cytoskeleton; cytoplasm. Gene Ontology annotation, molecular function: GTPase activator activity; protein binding.
GGCGGCGCGGGCCCAGCAGGGACAUGGCGGAAAGUUCUGAUUGGGUAGAGAUCAUUGAGCCACGUUCUCGGGAGCGAAUGUAUGUCAAUCUGACAACUGGUGAGUGUGGCUGGGAGCCACCUUCCAACCUCAGAGUUCGUCAGUCUGAUGAAAACCAGUGGUGGGAGCUCUUUGACCAAAACAACAACCGCUUCUACUACUACAAUGCCAUUACACAGCAAACAGUGUGGCAUAGGCCACAGGGGUGUGACAUUGUUCCACUGGCUCAGCUCCAAGCCAUAAAACGCAGUUCCCAGCCUGACUUCAGGACGUCCCAGCACAGGGGUAGCACAAGUAGUGAUGGACGAAACACUCCCAUCCAAGUGGCCCUUUUACAAGAGAUGGAGAAGGGCAAAGAGGACAGCAGCUUGGAGAAGAAACCAGAGACUGGAAGGGACACCCCUACCCGGUGGCAGCCUUUACCAGGGACUAAAGCAGCCAUGCUAGUCAAAGUCAACAGUCUGAGACAAAUAAAUUCUUCCUCAAGCAAUUCUCUUCAGAUGCAGGGCAAUGUAGAAGCCAGCAGCCAGAAAUCUCUGCUUCCAAAACCAGUUCUUUAUGCCCAGCCUCAGUCUACAGCCCCAAACCCAUCUGCUCAAAAACCAGCAGCUCCGAUAGAAACAAAGCAGUCAAUGCAAAUUAAGAAGACAGAGAAUGGAGGUUUUUGUUUAGUGUUAACUAAUGGGCUCCCUUAUCAGGCUCCUUCAGGGAAUCAGACUCGAACAUCACAGCCUGCAUCUCCCAAAUAUGCUACUCCAGCACCGAUAUAUGAUGAGCCAUCAAUCGACUUGCCAAUUUAUGAUGAGCCCCCUGUAGAUAUGGACACUGGCAGUGUAAAUGUGAAUGGAACAAAUCCACAAAUAACACCAAGCAAUAGCUUAAAUAAGAAGCCCCAACAAAUUAAAUUAUUACAACAUCCAAGUAUGCAGCAGCACCAAGCUGGAAAAAAACAUGUGAGAAAUCCUUCUGCAACAGAAUACAGCCCCGUUGGAAGAGAAUAUAUUAAACACAUGGUCAACAUAGACCAGUCUUCCAAAAGUCCUCAUUCUACAGGAGCGAUAGUUGAUGGUGUUGCUAAACCACAGCUAGGGCAGCUGAGUUCCAGGGACAGCUUCAAGCACUCUUGGAAAAUCUUGGAAGCUAAUGUUCUCAAAAAUAUGGAGGCCCACCAUAAUCGGCAGAACAGUCUUCAGACUCAAGAAUACCCUACAGUUGUCAGUCAGCAAGAUUCUGGUUACUCAACAGGGCCUUCUCCAAGCCUGAGAAAGAGAAAAGGCAGACGGCAAGCUCCGGGCCAGGGAAGGCCUGGUUCUGUGGGCAGCAGCAGUGAACUGAGUGCUCUGAAUGAUAAGCUGAUUGCUGAGAUGCGCGCUGUGGUGAACAGAUCUGCUACUUGCAGAGGGAGCAAAGGUAGCCUAGAUGCAGAAAUGCUGGAAAAUUCUAACCUGCCAGAGGGAAAUAAAAUUAAGUUUCAAUCAGACCGCUUGAAAAAAUGCAAUAGUAGGAGCUCAAGAGACGACGUGACCUCUAGUAACAGGUCACUAUAUAGACCCAGAAUGAACAGUAGGGGAAGCAUUUCAAAUGAUCUGGCAAUACAGCAAGACACCGUGAGGCAAAAGAGAACCUACGAAAAAAUAGAUUCUUUAGAAAAGAAUAUGGCCAAUCAGACAAAUCUUUCUUCGUUGGACACAGCACAAAUAUUAUCCCAGAGUGGAGCAACAGAGUCAGAUUCCCAACAAGAGAAUAAUGACCAGUCUGGCACAAACAUGGGGUAUCAGUUUCCAUUCCACACCAUACGGAAGCCCAUCUCUCAAAUCAGCAUGGCAGACUGGGCUUCCAAAAAUUUGAAUAUGCACACUCAGGGCAUCUUUCGCCGAAGGCUCUCUAUUGCCAACAUGCUCUCCUGGAAUGGAGGAUCCAUCAAAAAACCAAUGCUCAUCACCAGCAACCACACCAUCAAAAAGGAAGCUUGUGAACUAUUUAAACUGGUACAAAUCUACAUGGGUGACCGGCAAGCCAGGAUGGACAGGGACCACGUGGCCUUGAUCGCCGUCACCAAAUGCUGGAGCAUUCAAGGCUUGCGGGAUGAGCUGUACAUACAACUAAUCAGACAGACGACAGACAAUAUGUGCUAUCGAAGUCUGGCAUGGGGCUGGGAAUUCAUGGCCAUCAGUCUGGCCUUUUUCUCUCCAUCGCCCAAGUUCCAGUCUUACCUGGAAGGUUACAUCUAUCGCCAUCUCAGCCAGGUUAAUGAUGAAAACAUUACCCAGCGCAUUAAGGAGCUUCUGGAUCUGAAAAACAAAAAGAACUCAAAAUCCAGGAAAAAGAGGAAGCAAAACACAGAGGAUGAAGGUCUGCCUAUCAGCACUUACGCCAGAUACUGUUACCGGAAGCUGCAAAAGGUUGCAGUCACUGGAGGCAAAAAGGGACUUCGGAAACCUACAAUUGAAGAGAUAACCCAUGCUAAGAAUGCUAUUGUGACCCCUUCGCUGUUUGGCAGUUCUCUGGAGGAAAUAAUGUUGCGGCAGCAGGACAUGUAUCCUGAUAACAAGCUGCCUUGGGUACAAACACAGCUGUCUCGGCAAGUUCUGCAACUAGGCGGCGAAAAGACUGAGGGAAUAUUCAGAAUUCCUGGUGACAUUGAUGAAGUCAAUGCAUUAAAACUGCAGGUGGAUCAAUGGAAAAUCCCUGAUGAUCUUAGUGAUCCCAAUAUACCAGCUUCUCUGCUAAAGCUCUGGUACCGAGAGCUAGAAGAGCCUGUCAUCCCACAGCAGUACUACAAAGAGUGUAUUAGCAAUUAUGAGAACCCUGAUGCCGCUGUGGCAGUGGUGGAUCUGCUGCCAGAACUCAACAGAUUGGUCUUGUGUUACCUCAUCCACUUCUUACAGAUUUUUUCUCAGCCAGUCAAUGUGGGCAAGACCAAGAUGGAUGUAAACAAUUUGGCCAUGGUGAUGGCCCCCAACUGCCUACGAUGUCAGUCUGACGACCCCAGAGUCAUCUUUGAAAACACCCGCAAAGAGAUGUCUUUCUUGCGCAUGUUAAUAGUGCACUUGGACACCAACUUUGUCAAAGGCAUGGUGUGAAGGGCUGGCUUCGAUCGUGGAAGUAUGAAGGGAGCAAGGAACUCUUGCCGAUAUUACUUUCUGUAAACCUUGGACCUUCCGCUCUGCAGUCUCCAGGCUCCUGUGAUUGUUUCUGUUGCUGUAACAGACAUUUCUUGGCUGCAGCAACCAUGCUGAUGAUUUCAGAGGAGGCCCACGGGAAUGCAAGUGAACGAUCAUACCAGAAAGAGUAGGGAGGCAUCAGCAAGCCAACUCCCAGCCCAUGCUCUGAGGGCACUCCGAAAGACUUUCAAGAGAUAUUCCUGGGAAGAUGGAGUGCGAAGGCAGAUAGGCUCCUGCUUAAACAAAAUACCAGUGUUGAGCUGUGUUGCCAUGCACUGGGAAUCCGCUGCACAUUAAAAGUGGAAUUUAUUGGGAUCCUACCCCUAGAACUAACUGCU